This is a messenger RNA of Aspergillus pseudotamarii, 1554 nucleotides long. RefSeq names its product DNA polymerase III, clamp loader complex, gamma/delta/delta subunit. The record is from RefSeq and is a predicted model, not a curated record. Lineage: Eukaryota; Fungi; Ascomycota; Eurotiomycetes; Eurotiales; Aspergillaceae. Gene Ontology annotation, molecular function: single-stranded DNA helicase activity; enzyme activator activity; DNA binding. The transcript has a single exon. Bases 1 to 1554 code for a protein of 517 amino acids. Gene Ontology annotation, biological process: regulation of DNA repair; DNA repair; DNA-templated DNA replication. Gene Ontology annotation, cellular component: nucleus.
AUGGUUGAAUGUCCGAUAUGCCAAAAGCCCGUCCUUUUGUCAAAAAUCAAUCCCCACCUCGAUGCUGGAUGCAAAGCAUUCUAUGCACCUGUGCACUCUUCGGGCAAAAUAUCUCUCGAGCUUAAUCCGGGACGCGGUCAUCCCCACGAAGCUACGUUCAUCGAUUCUGUUAAUCAUAAGGAACGACCCGACAGCGAUCAACCUACUUUACCAGCUGUUAGACAACCAGUCAAAAAAAGCACGAAGAGAGCAUCCGACCAGCAUCAGAGCUGCGAAAGUGAGAACCGGGAUUCCAAGACGGAACAUCCAACGAAGCGACUUAAGCCAGACAAUGCACCAUUGGCGGAGCGUGUUCGCCCUAGAUGCUUUGACGAUAUUGUCGGCCAGAGUCACCUCAUAGGGCCUAAUGGAACUAUCCGCCAGUGUGUUUACGAGGAUAAAAUUCCCAACAUGAUACUCUGGGGGAGCUCGGGAACUGGCAAAACCACAAUCGCCCGCAUUAUUGGAUCUGUCUCGAGAAGAAGAUUCUAUGAAAUCGGUAGCACGACCACGACAGUCACAGAGUACAAAGGUAUCAUUGAAAAGGCCUCGAAGAAUCUGGAAACAGAGCGAAAGCCGUCUAUUGUGUUUUGCGACGAGAUACACCGUAUUACCAAGCCACAGCAAGACAUACUCCUCGAUGCCAUCCGAAACGGUAGCAUUAUUCUGAUUGGAGCUACAACGGAAAAUCCAUCCUUGACAAUCCGCCAUGGACUCGUUUACAAAUGUACGGUUUACACUCUCACCAAGCCAAGAGAGGCGGACGUACGGAAUAUGCUUCACGGAGUGGUUGAAGAACGGGGCUUACACUCCCGUCUCCUCGACGAUGGAUUCCUCGUAUAUCUCUCAAGCUUCGCCGAUGGCGAUUGCAGGUUGUCGCUAAACCUUCUAGAGAUAGCACACGACCUAUCUAAACGAGACGGGAUGACCGGAGAAAGAUUGAGAAAUUCAUUAACAAUGCAUCUAAACUACGACCGCUCCGGUGACCAGCAUUACGAUACUAUCUCGGCCUUCCACAAGUCAAUCCGAGGUAGUGACGCCGAUGCUGCACUGUACUAUCUCGCGAGAAUGCUCAAGUCUGGUGAAAACCCAUUAUUCAUCGCGCGUCGUCUUAUUGUAGCAACGUCGGAGGACAUCGGACUUGCUAAGAAUGUCUUGCAAACAUAUGCAACUUCGGUAUACUCCAUGCUUGAGAAGUUGGAUUUACAAGAUGCACAGGCCUCGCUGGCUCAGUUGGUUAUUAUGAUGUGCUUAUCGAAGAAGAGUACUCGCUCAUACAGAGGGUUGAAUAAUGCUUUUGCUUGUCUGAAAGAAUCUGGGGCUGCUGAUGCGCCUAUUCCAUAUCACCUUCUUCCUAUUAGUUCCGAAGCUAGAACGAUUCUUGAAGAAGGUUCUAAGCAUCAUGUAAUGUACACCGGCAAGAAAACGAAUCAUUUACCUGAAUGUCUGGAGGGGCGGAAGUUCCUGGAAGAUACUGAUUUCUUGUUCAAGAGAGAUCCUGAUCUUACGUAUUGA